UAAUUGUUGAGUGAAAUCAAAAUGUGUGCCAAUAGAUCAAUUUUGAUAAUCACCUAAGGAUUAAAUGUGUUACCGGAUAAAAUGAUAUAGUUUCCUUGGUUUUGACAAGUUACAGUUCGCUUUUUACGUUUGUUUAAUCAGUUGCUAGUAAAUUUGUAUGUGUUGUGAAACUAUGAAGAUAUUCGUGUUUAUUUUUCUAAUAGUUCUCAUUGGUAAGGAGGAUGCCAAAACAGUUUCCAGUGAUGAAGAAUUCAACGAAUGGAAAUAUAUGAACUUAAGUGCAGACCCAUGCGAGAACUUUUACGAAUACACUUGCGGCAAUUUUGAACAUUUUUACCCUAUUGCUGACGAUACCAUUGCUUCCCUUAUGGAUCAGUUUAGUUUAUUGGAAGAUAAACUAGCAGCAGUUACUAAUGAUAUUUUAAAAUCUGAUAUAAAACCCAACGAUCCAGAAGCACUGAAAAAGGCUAAAUCAGCUUAUUUGGCUUGCACUGAAACCGUUUUUAUGGAUAAUUUUGAAUUAAUCAAUCCGGAAGUUAGAGUCAUACAAAAAUAUAGAGGAUUUCCAGUGUUGGGACAGACAGAAUUCUUCGGAUCAAAUUCCUCAGAACUUAGUGAAGAACAUUUUGGAUGGAAUGAGUUGGCCGACAUGGCAGCUGAAUUUGGAAUUAACAUUUUCCUUACUCCUAGUCUGUAUUUUGAUACACAAAACGCAUCCAGAAAUAUAUUAAGGAUUUCGACUGAUGCAAUGGAAGUUCCCGUGCAAUUCAGACCACAUCGUUCACCAUCAUAUGAGGAUGCAAUCGAAGAGGGCUUUUUUAAAAUGGCCACAACAAACCGCCGAACGAACGGUACUCUGAGAAGUUAUGGGAAAACUUUGACCUCAAUGGAAAUUUUAUUAAGAAAAUUGGUUUUAAAAUUAAAAAGAAUAUUGGGAAGUGACAGAAGCGAUGAAUAUUUAUUUGAACGAGUGGCUAAUAUUUCAAACUUUUUAGUUGGUGUUUAUUAUGGUUAUAUACCAGAAGGUACAGAAGUCUCUCCAAUAACCAACGAUACAACAGCCUACGUGGUAACGCUAAAACAACUUAACGAAUGGACCCAAAAACAUUUUGGUAAUAGUGUUCAGCUAGAUUGGGUUGAAUAUGUAAAACGGCUACUUCAGUUCACUCACGUAGAUGUAGAUGAAAACUUUUUAGUAUUACAUCCUACCGAUUUGCACACAAGCCUCUAUGGAGUACUCAACUGGGUCAGAAUGAACGAUCAUGAAAUAAUAAAAAGCGCUGCCUUACUCAGAGUUUUUGUCUACACAGCAACGGAUAGCGACUCAGAAAGCAGGACUUAUUUUAAUGACUACUUAAAGGCUACUAAAAAAACUAUUUAUCCAAGGUGGGAAUACUGCACAAGGAAAAUUAUAGAUGCGACUGACACCCUUUCGUUAGGAUUGGCGGUGGCGUAUGAAUAUCAGUUAAAAUAUUUUGACACUAGCAAGCUAACAGAUGCCCUAUCUAUGGUCAAUAACCUUCAGUCAACGUUUAAGGAAAUAAUAAAUGAAACGGAAUGGAUGGAUGACGAUUCAAAAGCAGCUGCUUUAACUAAAGCUGAUAAUAUUAUUACUCUUCUUGGAUAUCCUGAAUUUAUAAAAAAUGCGACCCUUCUAGACCAGUUUUAUCAGAACCUCCAAAUAACUACAUGGGACCAUUUUGAAAAUUCCAAGCAGCUUAGAGCUUUUAAAAAUUCUUAUACUUUAAAUAUGAUUAAUUAUAGGCAAAGAAAGGCAUGGGAAAAAUCACCCUUUAAUGCUAACGCUUACAUGAAUAGACAAAAUAAUAGAAUAAUUCUUCCUGUGUCUAUGUUAACAUCCAUAUUCUUUCAAGGAUCUACUAGUAGCAUAUUAGACUACAGUCGUUUAGGAAUGAUCAUAUCCCAUGAAAUGACACACGGUUUUGAUAGCCAAGGCUUUCUCUAUAAUCAAUUUGGGAUUAUCGAACCAUGGUGGACAGAACAAACUAUUGAAAAUUUUAAGAAUAACUCUGAGUGCUUUGUGGAACAAUAUUCCAAUUAUACUAUACCAGAAAUUAAUGUUCGGAUGAACGGCAGUGGAAGUCUAAAUGAAAAUUUGGCUGACAACGGUGGACUUCGUAUAGCUUUUAGAGCUAUGAAACACAUUCUGGAUCAACAGAAUUCAAUUAAAUUGGGUUCAAAUGAACUUACUCCCGAACAACUAUUUUUUGUUGGUUAUGGAACUAUGUGGUGCUCUUCAGAAUCUGUGUCCUACCUAACUGCGCUUGCAAAAUCUUGUAACACAACUACUAACUGCCAUGCCAGAUCUCAGCUAAGGGUUAACGGAGUAGUAUCCAAUAUGGAAGACUUCGCCAAUACCUUUAAUUGUCCAUUGGGCAGUCCUAUGAAUCCAGAAAAUAAAUGCAUACUGUGGUAAACAGGCGGAGUUUUUGGAGUCGUUACUCUAAUGUAAAUUUUAAUAAAUAGAUAAGAAUAAGCACAUACAAUAUUCAAUUUUUUGUUAGGAUAAAUAAAACUUUAUUAUACUCAA
Messenger RNA from Anthonomus grandis grandis, 2551 nucleotides. RefSeq names its product neprilysin-4-like. Gene Ontology annotation, cellular component: plasma membrane. NCBI's taxonomy places the organism in Eukaryota, Metazoa, Arthropoda, Insecta, Coleoptera, Curculionidae. Gene Ontology annotation, biological process: protein processing. The coding region runs from base 158 to 2437 and encodes 759 amino acids. The record is from RefSeq and is a predicted model, not a curated record. Gene Ontology annotation, molecular function: metalloendopeptidase activity. The transcript has 14 exons.